AUGCAGUCCGUCCCAGAGUCACGCCAGCAGACCUUCGAGGAGAUCUAUGGCCCCCCAGAGAAUUUCCUCGAGGUUGAGGUGCGCAACCCUCAAACCCAUGGCACAUCCCGCAACAUGUACACCUCCUACGAGAUCGUCUGCCGAACCAACAUACCCGCCUUCAAGCUGAAGCACUCCGUCGUGCGCCGCCGCUACUCCGAUUUCGAGUACUUCCGUGAUAUUCUGGAGCGUGAGAGCACACGCGUGACUAUCCCCCCUCUGCCGGGCAAGGUUUUUACCAACCGAUUCAGUGACGAUGUCAUUGAGCACAGACGUGAGGGACUUCAGCGGUUCCUGCAGAUUGUUGCGGGUCAUCCGCUGCUGCAGACGGGAAGUAAGGUGUUGGCGAGUUUCAUACAGGAUCCGAACUGGGACCGCAAUGCAUGGUAG
Molecule: messenger RNA, 429 nt
Organism: Penicillium daleae
Lineage: Eukaryota; Fungi; Ascomycota; Eurotiomycetes; Eurotiales; Aspergillaceae
Product: sorting nexin-3
Exons: 3
Coding region: 1-429 (142 amino acids)
Biological process (GO): endocytic recycling; late endosome to Golgi transport
Cellular component (GO): early endosome membrane; retromer complex
Molecular function (GO): phosphatidylinositol-3-phosphate binding
Source: RefSeq, a predicted model, not a curated record